AUGCCGCCGCUUGAAAAGACCGGGGACGACAGCUCCAUCGACAUCGACGCCGAGUCGGCCCGCCUGCCGACGCCCGAUGGAGAAGAGGAAGUCGAGCUGGAGCGCAUCAACACCUACCGGCUUCAGCAGCAGGAGACGGUCGGGUCGAGUCGCAGUCGCAUUCCGCGCGAGCAAUGGCUGCCCCUCGGCGCUGGGAAGCCCUAUCCCCCUGACCUGCCGAAUGUCGAGGCAUAUAUCGUCGAGUUUGAGGGACCAGACGACCCGAUGCAUCCCCAGAAUUGGCCGAUGAAGAGGAGGGUGAUCCUAGGGUGCAUUUUGACGUUCGCUGCGCUGGUUGCUGCGUAUGGCAGUUCGGUCUUCGCUACUGCGACCCCAGGCACGAUGAGCGAGUUCGGGUUUGGAAAGGAAGUAGGUGCGCUUGGGACGACGCUGUAUGUGCUUGGUUUCGCGGCCGGACCGACCAUCUGGGCGCCCAUGUCUGAACUCAUCGGCCGACGGGUGCCGCUGCUAGUGGGAAUGCUGGGAUUCGACAUCUUCAUCAUCGCGACGGCCACCGCGAAAGAUACGCAAACGAUCAUGCUGACCCGGUUUUUCUCUGGACUCUUCGCCGCGAGUCUCAUCGCGUUGGUGCCGGCCAGUCUGUCGGAUCUCUUCAACAGCCACCACCGCGGUAUCGCCAUAGCUGUCUAUACCAUGUCCGUCUUCUUGGGACCAUACACCGCCCCAUUCGUCGGAGGAUACACAGCAGAGAGCCACCUAGGUUGGAGAUGGACACUUUACGUCCCCGCCAUCGUCGGCUUCUUCGCUCUAGGCCUGCUAGUCGUCUGCGCACAGGAAACAUACGCACCCAUCAUCCUCGUCCAAAAGGCAGCCAUCCUCCGCCGCCAAACGCGCAACUGGGGCAUCCACGCCCGCCAGGAGGAACUCGAAAUCGACAUCCGCGAGCUCGUCACCAAGAACUUUGCGCGUCCGUUCCGGAUCCUCUUCACCGAGCCAAUUGCCUUCCUCAUGACGCUGUACAUGUCCUUCCUCUACGGCCUGUGCUACGCCAUGCUGCAAGCCUUCCCGCUCGUCUUCCAAGGCGUCCACGGGAUGUCGCUCGGAGUCAGCGGACUCCCGUUCAUCGGAUUAAUCAUCGGCGAAAUCCUAGGCGCGGGCUUCGUUCUCUCCUUCUACAAGUCCUACACGCGCAAGUUGGUCGCGAAUAACAACGUCCCCAUCCCCGAGUGGCGCCUGCCUCCAUGCAUCGCAGGCGGUAUCGCAUUCGCAGGAGGUCUUUUCUGGUUCGGCUGGACCGGCUACAACCCCUCAAUCCACUGGAUGGCGCCCACAGCCUCCGGCGUGCUGGUGGGCUUCGGCCUAACCUCCAUCUUCAUGCAAGGCUUCAACUACAUCCUGGACUCCUACCUGAACUUCGCGGCCUCCGCCUUCGCGGCCAACACCAUGAUGCGGUCCAUGGUCGGCGGCGUGUUCCCGCUCUUCACGCGCCAGAUGUUCAACAACAUGGGGAUCCACGGUGAUCAUGAUUCCGAUCCCGGUGCUGUUUCUGAUUUAUGGGCCGAGGCUGCGGAGGAAGAGUAA
This is a messenger RNA of Aspergillus mulundensis, 1581 nucleotides long. RefSeq names its product MFS transporter. The record is from RefSeq and is a predicted model, not a curated record. The transcript is spliced from 5 exons. The coding region runs from base 1 to 1581 and encodes 526 amino acids. Gene Ontology annotation, molecular function: transmembrane transporter activity. Gene Ontology annotation, biological process: transmembrane transport. Lineage: Eukaryota; Fungi; Ascomycota; Eurotiomycetes; Eurotiales; Aspergillaceae.